AUAUUGGAGUAAUUUAACUCCAUCUAUCGUCAGCCGCAUACGGAAGGAACGAAUUUAUGUACCAAUUUAUCGUAUUUAACUGCGGUAAAAUCUGUUCAACGUGCUUAUAUUCUUUUAACCCAUUUGAGUAAUUGUGAUGUACAAACGUGUAUUGUAUUAAGUCAUCAUUUUGUUAUACCUAUCUACUUUGUAUUCGCGCCGUACCCAAACUCGAAGGGUGUCGAACUGUCGACAGUGUUGAGUGAUGAUCUGGGUGAAUAAUGUUGAGAUUUUUGUGACUUUCGUAAUGAUCGGGAUUUUUCUAAAGUGUAAAUAAUGAUAAAAUUGUGUUCUGUGACUGUGAUACUUGUUGUGUUCUUGUGGAUGAAAAAUGAUACCGGUCGAGUAACAGCUACAGAAUCGUGUUGCCCAUUGGAAGACGAAGUAAAACAAGAUGACUCGUACAUUGGUGUUAAUAUUAUGACAGAAGGAUAUCAAAGUGUCGAAUCAAGCCAUGAAUCGGCGGUAGUGCCGACGCCGACUACCACUACGGUGGCGGUCAAGUUUCUAGAGAUUGCCACAGUUACCGAAACGCAAUUACAUAUCGGUGAAAAUAAAACCACUCAACGUUCCUGCGAUGGUGUAAAUCAAGUAACGAGUGUUUACGAAAGAACACACGAUAUCGAUAUGAAAUUCGUUCAAGAUUCCAUAACGUCCAUGUGGCGGACUAUAUUUUCACUCGUUUUUAUUUUAAUUUUAUUAGCGUUUUUGAUUUCCUACGUGUACUCGUUGAUCAAGAAAAAUAACAUCAGGAAGGAUACGGCGAGAAGGAAUGAAAAAAUUCGUCCUAUUCCUGAUACGUUUAACGAGAAAAAUUCACAGCUGUAUUUUCCUAUCAUCAACGCUUCUCGAACAGCUCACUUCUUAAAAGAUUUGGAUCCGAUAUACGAUUAUCCAUGUUCGAUGCAAUCGGAUUACGAAAAAGUGUAAAACCUCAUCAGAAACGUUAAUUAAUGUCGUUGAGUUAAUGCAAUCGUAAUGAAAACGAUCCCUUUCAUACAUAAAUGAAUCUAUUUAAAACAAAAAUGCAACAGAACAGAAUUGGUGCCAAAUUCAUGACGAAAUGAAAAUAAAAAAAUCUUAAAACUUGAUGAUACCUACCUACUUAUCUAUCUGAAUUAAUGCUAAGUUGCUUCCUCUGCAUUGUUGACUGAAACAAAGAGAAAAAUAUUUCAACUAUUAUUGAAAUAGAUAAAUAUCAAACAUAAUAAAGAAUUUGGUUAUGAGA
This is a messenger RNA of Planococcus citri (citrus mealybug), 1267 nucleotides long. RefSeq lists its product as uncharacterized. The transcript has 3 exons. NCBI's taxonomy places the organism in Eukaryota, Metazoa, Arthropoda, Insecta, Hemiptera, Pseudococcidae. Bases 316 to 969 code for a protein of 217 amino acids. The record is from RefSeq and is a predicted model, not a curated record.